Molecule: messenger RNA, 516 nt
Organism: Solanum tuberosum (potato)
Lineage: Eukaryota; Viridiplantae; Streptophyta; Magnoliopsida; Solanales; Solanaceae
Product: CASP-like protein 4D1
Exons: 3
Coding region: 1-516 (171 amino acids)
Source: RefSeq, a predicted model, not a curated record
AUGGCUACGUCUAAACGUAUAAUAAUCAACUCAAUUGUUGUGCUGAGAAUACUUACUCUAUCGGCGUGCGCAGCUGCAGGUGCGCUUAUUGUUACCAACAACUUCAAACUUGAUGGUGACAAAACCAAAUUCAGUGACAUUAGAGGCUACAGGUAUGUGUUAGCAGCGGCAGCAGGGGGAGUGCUGUAUUCAUUAAUUCAGUUGCCUUUCGCGUUGUAUCAAGCCGUUAAAGGGAAGAGGUUGAUCAAUGGCCAGUUUCUCCCUAUGUUUGAUUUUUACGGAGAUAAGGUGAUAGCAUUUUUCUUGGCAAGUGGAGUUGGCGUGGGAUUUGGUGUGAGUAUUGAACUCAAACUAUUGAUAGACCAAUUAUUGGAUGUCUUGGAUGAAUUUGGGGACAAAGCCAAAAAAUUUGUAGACAGAGGAACUAUUGCCAGUGGAGUACUCCUUGUUGGUUUUGUUACCAUGGCUAUACUUACCAUUCUUACUUCUGCCAACCGCAAUGGAAGAGCCUUUUAA